This is a messenger RNA of Haliotis rufescens (red abalone), 4420 nucleotides long. RefSeq names its product neuromedin-U receptor 2-like. NCBI's taxonomy places the organism in Eukaryota, Metazoa, Mollusca, Gastropoda, Lepetellida, Haliotidae. Gene Ontology annotation, molecular function: G protein-coupled receptor activity. The record is from RefSeq and is a predicted model, not a curated record. Gene Ontology annotation, biological process: G protein-coupled receptor signaling pathway. Gene Ontology annotation, cellular component: plasma membrane. Bases 963 to 2045 code for a protein of 360 amino acids. The transcript has 2 exons.
UACAACUGACAUGUUGAUUUUCCAGCAGCUUACAGAAUGCCCGGAUAACCAUGAUUGUUUUUCUCAAACGCAUAUCAUUCGUCAACAAUUCGUGGAAUCGGUGGUGAUUUAAUCUUGGCCGUAUUUGUGAUUUAUAUCAUUUUGUGACAUCUCCAGAUAUUUUUAUCAAACGGGCUGGAUUAUUUUGGAUUAUCUUUGUGACACACGCAAGAAUUUAAGUAUUUUAGGAGCAUCAUCAUCGCAUGAUAUUGGCAUCGCCUGUGGGUUUAAGAACAGCUGUUUUGGACAGAAAAAAGGACCAAAAGUCAAUUCAAAUUGAAUUCAACGAUCACGUGAAAUGUGAUGUGGUGUUCGACAGCAUGUCGAUAUCAUUUUGAAAUGGACACAAUCCGAUCGUGAAAUCAAUACAUGUGGCCAGUGAUUGGCGGUGUGUCGGAUCGAAGCAAGCAAACUUCAUCCUGCUCAUCGCGUGUCUCCAUUGUGUUGUGGUCAGUUUCAUCAGCGGGGAUGUAUGUGCGAACAAUACACAUUUGAUCCACGUCAUCAAUUUCACUUAUAAAUUGCCUGUGUUGAUGUCACUGUCCCAGACGAGUAUAAACUGCAAGUUGAUUGUGGGGAAAAACACGUGAAGAAUCUGUUGGUUUGGAUGAGAGUACACGAUACAGUGGAUUGUAAACAGUAACUGUUUGAUUGGCAUUCUAGAGGUUUCUGACAGUGCGUCGAGUUCUACGUGGAAGCGUGUUAUCAUUUGAAAGGCAGCGGAAUACACUUUAUCUGUUUUAACUCAGUUUUUUAGGGCGUUUUUUAUAGAUACCAUCAUAUCAUGUGGACAUUGAUAUUAUCAAUCAAGAAUUAUUAACUGUCUUCCCACAAACAUAGUGACCUGAGAAGGACACGAAGCCUCAUCGAGACACUGUGAGUAAAUAUUCCGUAGUAAGUUCGACACAACCCACGCGUCGAGGAUGAAUACUACCAACUCGACUACCUCGCCUUCGUCGAAAAUGAUUCUACCACAGGAAGCUACGGCGAAUCUCAUGUGGCAAAUAUUCCCGCCGAUCCUACUUGUAUUUGGCACCGUCGGUAACGUUCUCUCCAUAGUUGUGCUGACCAAGAAGACGAUGCGGAAGUCCAGUGUGUCCAUCUAUUUGACCUGUCUGGCUGUAGCUGACCUGUUGGCUUUAUAUUCAGGUCUUUUGAGACAAUGGAUCAUCUACACCUUCAAAGUCGACAUCCGGGAACUUCACCCAGUGAUCUGCAAGGUCAACACGUGGUUGCUGUACGUCAGCCUUGACCUUUCUGCCUGGAUUCUUGUUUCUGUUACAGUGGAGCGCGCCAUUUCGGUAUGGCUGCCCCACAGGGUGAAGGUCAUAUGUACGAAGAACGUACUUGCGGUAAAUAUUCUGGUUCUAGUGAUCAUUCUAAUGUCUGUUAAUGGACAUUUUCUGUUCGGAAUUGGCCGAGUGGUUUACGAAGGUGCCGUUUAUCCAUGUGCAAACCAGUCUCCGGAUUAUGCCAAGUUUCUUGACUACAUAUUUCCGUGGAUAGAUAUGUGUUUGUUCUGCCUCGGGCCUUUCGCGUUUCAUUUAGUCGGUAACACUCUUAUCAUUACGCGUUUGAUGGCUGGCGUGCGCACUAUAACCCAGAUGAAUGUGGCCACCACUGAGCAGACGACUGAAAGACGGCGCCAAGUUUCGUCCAUGACCAACAUGUUGUUGAGCCUCAAUCUGGUGUAUCUCGUCUGCACGCUACCAAUUUCUAUCUACCUCAUUUACACUACAUAUUGGGAGAAAGACACCUCACCGAAAGCGGAUGCACAACGCCGGCUGUUGUUCGCAUGCGCGAAUCUUCCAAUGUAUUUGAACAACUCGAUGAACUUCGUAACGUACACUCUCAGCGGCAGGCGGUUCCGGUCAGAGCUGGUUUCUCUUUUCAAACGUAAAAGGUCAAGGUCGGGAUCCAUUGUCACCCACUCCACCUCAACAUCCAGCGUAUAUAGAUCCCGACACCAGGGGUCAGGUCACACGACGACAGGUACCAACAUGUAAUCUCAUCCCGUGUCAAUUUACGUCGAAUUUUACAUUCAGCUUUGUCUCAAAAAAGAUUAUCUCAUUUUCCGCUUAUGAAAAAGCUGUUCAUAUACUACUUGUAAUUUUAAAGAAUUUCUUGUCAAAUUGUAUUCUUAUUCGGGCUUUAAAACCUUAAUCUUUAUUGGGAGAGGAGAUGUUAAAUUUAAAAUUAUAUUUUUUCCGGAAAAUUGAAAAUUAAUAAAAUUAUUGCCCGGCGUUUUAAAAACGGUUAAACGUUAACCCUCCUGCAAUAGAUAUUAUUUUAUUUUCGGACGUCCAGGUUUGCAUAUUUGAACUCAAAUUUGAUUGAGGAAGUAUUUCAAGAUCGUGGUUUUGGUAGUCCAAGAGGUGUUGCUUGACUUCAGUUCCUGUGCUGAGCAUUAACUUUGGGUCUCUCACAGCAGACCCAUGGGACUAAUGCCUCGACUCACUGCUUGCCAAUUAAUGUCUCUCACGGCAUUAUUUAGGAAUUCAUCGUCGUACAACCGACAAGGUGAAUGUGUCACCGUCAAGGAAAUGGUACGCUGUGCACAAUGUGUGGCAAAUCGAAAUAAUUCGAUUUGGGAGACUAUUUUUGAGAUAGAUGUUAUCACACGAUGGACACUGAAAAUGGCUGUGCUGAAAUGGACAGACAUUAAAUAACCUUGAUGUUUUCUCAAGUUUGGGUAGGGAAAUCAGUGCUGUGAUCUUUCUGUGUGGCAUUUAUUUUGAUCACAUUAACAGACUGUAACCGAGUGAAAAGAUACAAGCACCACACGAAGUGUUAUAACCCUAUUCAAUCAGAAAACUAACUUUGCGAAAUUGUUCUUAAUUAUACUAGUCUUUGGUGGAGUUAAAGGUAAAGAUCACAUUUCAAGAGAUAGAUUUAUCGCUAUGCGUUUACUGAAUGAUAACAGGUUUGUUUCAAUGCAGUUUCAGCAAUCAUGUUUUUUACAUGGUACAUAAGUUAGUAAUCCCUGAGUUACGAAGAUGGAUCAAUAACGCUAAAAGCUGUUUAACAGUAUAUGCACAAAACCUUUGGUAAAAAGAAUUCCUUGAUGUGGUGUAAAUAAUGUUUAUGUCUGUCACAAGUUGGGAGUUGAGUACAUUUUGUAUCUUACUUAUCACGUGUACACGUCAUGGUUUUUAUAACUGAUCAUUGUAUUUUUAGAUAUUCAAUCAGUUUAUUGUUUAUUGUUUUUUUUUCCAUAUGACUCAAGUUACAUACGUUAUAUCAUACAUUUAUAUUCCUUUGCAUAUGCAUUUAUUUAGAUAUCCUUAGAGUAUCGAUAUGUGAUAUUGCAGUAAUAUCGAUCAAUUUACGAGGUGAGUCGGCAUCAUGACAAAUGUUUUGCUGAUACUGACCUGCAAAUGUUAUUCAUUGAAAUGAAAUGUAAAAUAUUGUUAAUGACAAUUAGAAACAACAUUACUUAACUGAAAUAGAAUAGUUUUAUCAUAUCAACUUGGUAAGUUCAUAUAACAAAAUUAACUUUGCCCUGUUGUUUUUUGUUGUUGUUUUUGUUGUUGUUGUUUUUGUUGUUGUUGUUGUUUUGGUGGGUGCUAUGAAAAGAAGAUUGAUUUAUAAGACGAUAUCAAUUCGUAGGUUAGUGAGGUAAGAUGUUUGUUGAGUGAAUACAAUUGCAUAGAAUCGUAAGCAAAACGAAAAUAAACAUAUUUUAACAAAACCCGUUGUAAACAAGUAUUUGAACAUGCUUUCUUUCGAAUGUAGAAAUAACUGGUGUACAUAUCUGAAACUGCCCCUUAGCGUGAGCCCACUUAUUCGCUGAUUCGAAGUUACAUUUAUCUCAAAUCAACUCACUCACUCACUCACUCUCUGCUUGCAUGUGUAUUCGAUUACAUUUCUGUCAUCGGGAAAUAUCAGAUGGACCGUAACAGUUUUACAUGACCUCUUACAACCAAAUGUCCACAUGUAAAAUGUCCUAUGUAUGCGAGCUGUAAGAUAAUUUCAAUGUUUCUUUCAGAUUGUGUGAAUAAAAGAGAGAGAGUUGAAAUAUUUCGGUAAUCAUAAAAAAAAAACUGGGACAAAAUCAUAUUCCGAACAGUGACGUGGUUGUCAUGUAUUUCUUAAAAGUAUUAAAGACUAAGUAAUUAAUACAACAUGGAGAAAAAUAAAUAACGGAAUUUUAUACACUCAUGGCAUGGCAAGAAUCGGUUCUUAUUUUGAGUAGUGAUCACUAGAAAGUAAUGCUAGCCCGCAAGCGCAUGUCAACUUGUAUUUCAAAAGUCUAGUGAAGGCGGUUUGGUAGCCUAGUGGAUAAAGCGUUCGCUCGUCACACCGAAGGACCGGGUUCGAUCCCCAACGUGGAUCCAAUAUGUGAAACCCAUUUCUAGUGUCCCCUGUCAUAUUGCUGAAA